AUGUCUGAAACAGCGGACCAAGAAGGCACACAGUCAGACACUCAGACAGUCAAACUCUUCAAGACCAACUCACGCUACACCCAACCCCAAGCAGGCUGCGGCCAUGUGCAGACCAUCGUCACCGGUGCUAAGGAGUCCGUGGUGAUGAAGAAGCCGGCGAAGAGCAGUUGCGGCACGAAGACCGCGGGCGCAGCCUGCUGCGCCACCUCCACAGCCCAAGGCCACCACGGCUAUCGACGUUUUCCACUCACGGCCUCGGGGUUGGCGGCCAGGCAUCCAACCAGAACAGCUGUGGAUGCCGCGGCCACGCCAGCGUUCGCCAUGGAGGUUCCUUCUGCAGAUGGGUCAGCGCCUGCAGGUGCUAUGGGUGCACCUGUAGGUGGCAUGCCUAUGAGCAUGGGGAAUCCAGCCUUCACUCACCAAGAUCGGGGUUCGCCCAGAACUCCAGCUCCGCGUUUGCCUGGCUUCACAGCAGCCGGAAGGUUACGACAACCAAGUCCGACUAGUGAACUUAGCGGUGUUGAAUUGCUCUUGUUGCAGCAAAACCAGUUGCUCAUGAGCCAAUUGAAGGAGUUGCAAGCGCAAGUGCAGACUUCGCAGUCGCGUGAAGACAAGGUGGCUGCCAGUGAGGCUUUGAAGUCUAAGUUGUUCCAGCAACCUCAAGACUUGCUGGAUGGAGUGGAUCCUGCCUUACGCAAGAUCUUCGAUGAUUUCACAAAGGAAGUGAGGCAGCUUCUCAGCGCUUGGGAGACGCAAACCAAAUUGCUUGAGAAGUACAAAAAGCUUGUUGAAGAGGGCCAACUCCACUCGCACUUCAAAGCUGAAGCAGAGUUCCGAUGGCAGUUCACGAAAAUCUACCUUGCCCAAGCCAUGCCGACAGCAGGUGAUGACAUGAGUGACGCACCCUUUUCUGUGGUUGAUGCUUGGGCUGCAAUGCGCGAACGACAUGCCAAAGAAUGUUUCGAGUUUAUUGUGCAGCAUCAGGAGAAGUGCGUCAAUCUCUAUGAUGGCCUGAUUGAAUGCACCGCUCUGAAGCAGUCACUUCUUGACAAGUUGGAUGCAUGGUUCGCUCAGCACAGCUUUGCAGAUGCAGACAUUUGUGGUGCGUUAAAGCUUCGCGCAGAGCAGUACGUAGAAAGCUUGCUGCGAGCAGAAAGGCCGAAAGUUCAGUCUCGAAUGGUCAAGGAUAGAGAGCUGCAACAAAAGCGUGAGCAAGCCUUAUUGGAAGCCAGAAGCAAAUGGGAAGAAAUGGACGUGAAGGAUGUUUUGUCUCCAGCUCUGUUUGAGCUCAAGCAGCUGGACGCAAAGCAUAAGAGGCCUACAAAGAUCAAGGAUGACAGCGCGUUAGCAUUUCUUGUCAAGGACAACGCCGAGCUUUGCCAGAAACACAAGCUAAAGAUUGUCGAUCCUAAAGAACAGCCGUUCCCCUUCUCGGACUCCAAGAUCGCCAAGGGCCGAUCCUUUUGGCUUGACGAAGACAGAUGCAGCAUUGACUUCUACAGGUUCUGUGUCGCCCAGUCUUUGCGCACAGGAUUUUAUGCUUUGCUGCACAGGCAAGUCUACAAAGGAGUUCACAACCUGGUCCCUGCUGAUGUGAUUACCGUUCCCAAAUACGUUCUUUUGCAUGUUGCCAAAGGUGGCAAGUUCAUUCCCACUAGCAAGCCAACUUCCGUGCCAAGAGUCAUUGAUGGUUUGGGUCAGUUGCGGAGGCAGCUGCUUUUGCGGAAGCAUUUUGCAGCUCACCCUGAUGCAGCUGUAAUGUCCAAGUGUCGUUUGAGAAGUGCAUGGCAACCGCCAAGUGAUCCUCAUAUCGACGCCUAUGUCAGACUGGCCUUGCGGGAACUGGCUGAGUUUGAGCCCAAGCCUUUCAAGUCAAAUCAGUCUUGGUUGGAUCGGAAAGCACAGAGUUGGCUGCGAAGUCACGCAGAAUUCGUUUGUAUUGUUGACUGUGACAAAGGUCUUGGAGAUGCCUUGGUUUUGAGAUCCUGGGUUGUUGAGCAAGUCCACUUGCAGCUUGCCCAGGGUUAUACACAGGUCACGCCGGCAGUUGCACGUCGUCAAAUGGCAGAACUCAAGCAAUUUGCCGACGCCAUGCUACAUCAUUUUGCUGCCUCAGGGCUGCUUUCGAGAGCUGAGAUUCUUUUCUUUCUCAGCAGUUUUGGUCAAACAGCUGCCGGUACGUUUCGCAUACUAGUCAAGGUGCACAAGUGCCCGACUGGUUCAAGGCCUAUUUGCAACCUUCGUCACUGUUGGUUCCAACCUUUUUCAGUUUUUCUGGUUGAGAAGCUGGGCCCGCUUGUGUCCAGUUUGAGUUCAGUGAUUGUAUCAACAGACCAACUUUUGCAGCAGCUUGAUCAUGUCACUUGUCUUCCGACUAUGUGCCUGGUUACGCUUGACGUGGUAAACCUUUAUCCGUCGGUAUGCCGCCGCCACAUGAUGUCUUUGGUUGCUCCAUUCGUGAGGCAGAGGAUGUCGAAUCAGAGCCUCUGUGAGUUCAUCAUUCGGGCUCUUGAGCUCGUGCUCGAAGCUUGUGUUGUCUCUUUUGAUGGCUGCUGGUACCAAUCGCGUGAUGGGAUACCCACGGGUUUAUCGGUUGCGAGCAUUCUUGCGAACAUCUACCUCUGGCACUUUGACAAUUUCUUGCUGCAGCAAGGUGGAGAGCAGUUGCAACUGAUCAGGCGUUUCAUUGACGAUUUGUUACUGCUUUGGUCUGGAGAUGUAAGCUUGUUGACUUCACUGGCGAACUCUUGGCAUGAGUCUUUGAGGUUUGACUUAUCUGCCCACGGUGAUGUUCAUUUCCUGGAUGUUGCCCUUACCAUUUUGCCGAACAGAAGGAUCCACUGGAGUCUUUUUCACAAGCCACAGAACCUUUAUCUUUAUGUGCCUGCUCACAGCAAUCAUCCCGCAAGCGCUCUCAAGAGCUUGCAGAUUGGAGGGGCAUUGAGAUGUCAGAAGCGAAAUCGUCUCUGUGCAGAUGCUUUGGCCAGCUUGAAGCUUUUCAAACGCCGUUUGAAAGACAGAGGUUUCGAUCUGAAACGCUUUGAUGUCAUCAUUGCCAAGUACCAGCGAUGUCCGAAGAAGCAUGCCCCUAGUGUGAGGCGUGGUUGA
Symbiodinium natans is the source of this 3108-nucleotide messenger RNA. NCBI's taxonomy places the organism in Eukaryota, Dinophyceae, Suessiales, Symbiodiniaceae. The record is from the annotation of a GenBank genome assembly.